Messenger RNA from Cladocopium goreaui, 1412 nucleotides. The record is from the annotation of a GenBank genome assembly. NCBI's taxonomy places the organism in Eukaryota, Dinophyceae, Suessiales, Symbiodiniaceae.
ACACUGGAAACACCCAAUUUUGAGCCAUGCAAGCCGAGCAGCUGGCAAGCCUCCGAGAUAGAGAGCUUCAAUUGCUCAAGGAGAAAGAGGAGAUUCUUGCUGAACUCAAGAGGUGGGAUGAGGAGAUCUCCUGGAAGAAAUAUGCUGCUGAAGAAUUGGAGAAAACCUUGGAGGCUCUGCGACAGGGAAGCGACGCCGGGCAGCUGCCUCGGUGUGCUGCAGAACUACGACAAGGAACUGCGAGCACCCAGCCAAAAGAGAUUGUUGUGGAGGACACAGAUGAGUUGCAACAGCGCCUGUCCGCAGCUCUGGCAGACCUGUCGAAACCACUGGAGAACCCUUGGAAUGAGGAGAGCUUCAAGCGACAGUUUCACGCCGAUGAUGACCAGCUGGCAGACUUUUUGAAGGGCCUCACGGCGGAGCAGCGCUUGGUGUGGGAGCUGCAGAAUGUGCCGGAAGUCAGUCCUAGAUUGGACCAAAGAUUGAUAGCAGAUUUGAAGAAAGCUGGAAAGAAGGCAGAGGUGGAUGUGCUAAGUGCUGCAGCGGGCGCUCCAAACGAUGCGGAGCGGCAGUAUCGCGCACUGCUGUGGCUUCAUCACAAGGAUUUGAAUGUGUCCCAUGUGGAGCCAGGAGCUGGAUCUCAAUCAUUGCUCACCAUUGCUUGCAGACAUGGUCAUUGUGAUGUUGCUGCAGCGCUGCUUGAGCGCAAGGCAGACAUCAACCACAGAAGCAGCUCACAACUGACUGCCUUAUCCGCAGCUUGCGAGAGAGGUAGUACGAGUUGCGCACGGUUGCUUCUGCAAGCUGCUGCUGAUUGCAACGAGGCAAGCAAGGGCUGUAGCAUGCUCGCAGUUGCUGCCCGUUGUACUGCUCCGGAUCAAGGUCUCGCCCUAACGAAGCUGCUCUUGGCUUUCCGUGCUGACACAAACCAGGCCGACCCUUUCGGCCAAACGCCACUGAUGGUUGCUGCAGCAGCGCGAAAUCCGCGCUGCUGUGAAGCUCUGUUGGAAGCUGGCGCAUGCGUGACAGAUGAAGACAAUGAGGGCAAGAGUGCUGCGAAGCGGGCCAAAGAGCAAGGUCUUGAUGGUCUUGCAGCCAAGCUGUGUGCAGACGAGAAAUGGAAGUUGGAUAAGAUCGCCAGCAUUCGCCAGCUCCUAGCUGCAGUCGGUUCUGCAGCCAUGGGGUCGGAGACGAAGGUAUAUGUCGGAAAUUUGUCGCACAGUACCACCAAAGAAAGCCUCGAGUCGUCUCGACUGACGAGUUGUGCCAACUGUCUGGGUGACUGUAGUUGGAUUAGAAGGUAGAUUCCAGGUAGACAGAUGCAUCUUAGGUAGUGAGUUGGUAGUGAUGUAGUUUUUGCAUCCAGAUUUCGCUGAGCGCCCAUAGCGGCCAAGUUUCUGGCAUGAACCAGC